AUGAACAAGCGAGGUACGCUGCGGAAAGGCAACGGGCUGAUGUAUCGCGGGAUCUGGCUGCCUGCCGAUGCCGACGAGGACGGGGACACCAUGCGCUUCCAGUAUUCCUUCCAGUCCUUCUCGAGGAGUAUCGAAGGCGUCAUGCGAGUCCUGCGCUUCUACAGCGGUGUCGCUGCAACAAAGGCAGGUGAAGCUGCGAGAGCAGGGCACAUCCUCAUGUACAUCGGUCCCGGGCACAGCGCACUGGGUUUGAUGCUUCAAGGGGGCCGCGGAUACGACCCGGAGCAGCUCCCGGUUGCCCCAAAGCUUGUGUCGGGCAAUUUCCGGAAACGAGGGUGCUGGGAAAGAUUGCGGUGCCUGCUGCAGAAGCGGCUUAGCAUGCAAACGGUUCCUUCCGAUCAGUGCCCGCGAUUCGAAGUCUCCGACGCGGGGCUGGGCGACAUGGCUGAGGAGCCUUGGCCCCGGCGAGAGCGGGCCAAAGCGGCCUUGGCCUUCGUGGUCUCCGCGGCCUUCCACUCGGCCAUGAGCCUCUGCGUGAAGCUGGCGAGCCACAGCUUCCCUACCUCGCAGAUCCUCUGGGCGCGGUACUCGGUGCAACUGUUGGUAACCUCAUCCAUCCUCCUGUGGCGCAGAGAGGUCUUGUCAGGGCUUGGCCAGUUGCCAUGCAGCCUGAAACUUCUCCUGCUGAUGCGUGGCAUCCUCGGGAUGACAUCGCAGGGCUGCCACAUGCUGUCCGUAAAGCUCCUGCCCCUGGCGGAUGCGGUCUCCCUUCACACAGUCUACCCAGUCUUCACAGCCCUCCUGGCACCCUGUACACUGGGAGAGCCGCUCUCCCCGGCCGCACUCGUGGCCGCUAUGCUAGCCACUUUGGGAUGCACGCUGGUGGCACGGGGACGCAUGGGCCGAUCCACCGAGGCUUCUGAGCAGGUCAAGCUUGGCGUGGGGAUCGCUCUCCUGGGCGCUCUGAGCUUAACCUAUCUGCUGGUUCGGAGGCUCAUGCGGCCCACGACCGAGAAAGCUUUGGAUGCAGAGGUGGUCGUUUGGAGCUACUCUGCGACGGCCCUGUGCGUUCUGGUUGUGGCGUUACCUUUCACGGAGGCUGCCUGGCCUGCAGCUUUCCUGCAGUUCUGCGGAAACAGCAAGUGUGCGUCCCAGAGUCAUUCUAAUCGAGUGUAUGCAAGUGGAACGAGAAUCAAGAAUUGCUUCCAGCAUGGAACUGACCUUUGCGGGCAGGGCGGCUUCGUGUUCCACGGCGUUCCGGUGUGGACUUGGCUGGCGCUUCUGGCCGUGGGCCUCACCAGCGUUGUGGAGCAGCUGCUCGUCACCCUGGGUUUCAGAGGCCUUCCUGCUGCGGCCGGAACGCUGAUGCUCACGCUGGAGGCAGGCUUUGCCUUCCUCUUCAGCGUGGCGGUGCUUCAGGAGGCGUUGCGCCUGCAAACGGUGGCCGGUGCAGCCUUGGUAGCAGUGGCAGUGGUUGUCACUUUGCGGCGCCCCGCAGCACCUCCAAAGUCUCCAGCUGGAGCAGCAGUACGUGGGGCGGAGAAAAGCCUCGAGCAGGUUAGUUUUCAGGCUGUGUGCAGCUUUGACGUGGAGGGGGAGGCAGUGAAUCAGCGGCACAAACGG
Messenger RNA from Symbiodinium pilosum, 1623 nucleotides. Lineage: Eukaryota; Dinophyceae; Suessiales; Symbiodiniaceae. The record is from the annotation of a GenBank genome assembly.